UUCAUCUGAUCUAUGCACGUCGUUAUCAUUGACAAUGCAGAACACAACGGUACAUCAAGGCCUGGUUGGAACCAAAUAUGUAUCCGAUAAAAACAUGCUCGACAAUGGAACCAACGUUCCAUCCAGAAAAUGUUUUUGCAAUGAAGUAGAAUGUCAACCUAGUGGAGUCUUGAAUAUUUCUAGCUGCAAAUUUGGAGCACCGGCAUUUAUUAGUUUACCACAUUUUUAUCUGGCUGACGAGAGCUACAGAAAUUCCAUUACGGGAAUGAAUCCAAAUAAGGAAAAGCAUGAGUUCUCGAUGACUUUCGAACCGACAACAGGGAUACCGAUACAGAUUAGGGCCACGGUACAAAUCAGUCUCUUGGUACAGCCAGAUGAUGCUAUGUCGCUCUUCAGAAAUGUACCAAAAACGUAUGUUCCCAUGAUGUGGUUUGCACAAAGGGCUGAUCUGCCUAGCAGUUAUGCAAGCGGGAUCAUAUUUCUUCUAAUACUUCCAACGCUCGGUUGCGUUAUAUUUUACGGUAUUGCUGGAAUUGGCGUACUUCUCUUCUUCAUUGGUAGUGUCUUAUUUGUUCGAAGAAGACGAGGCCAUAAUGAAGAACAAAAACUGAUAGCGAAGAAGGUGAAAACCGACGUAUCACCGAUCGUCGAUGAAUUUUAAAUUAAAUCAUUUUUAUAGAAAUCUAGGUACUUCUAUUAAUACAGGAUGAGAGUUUUUGUUUUCGUAUUUUUCUGCUUUAUGAUUAAAAUAAGAUUUACCUAUAUUGAUAGAACACCGUCCGCAUUGUACGUUCCGUGCAAAGCCUGUAAGCGAAGAACAUCGCAUACAUUUUUGUAAUUACUGCGUAUUGUAAAUAGCUAUCAUUUUACCGAUUUUCUGGAAUUUACUUGUAUUUAUGUAAAAUUUUUUAUUAUUUUUUAUAUAUAUUCAUUUUCCUUAAA
Molecule: messenger RNA, 942 nt
Organism: Cephus cinctus (wheat stem sawfly)
Lineage: Eukaryota; Metazoa; Arthropoda; Insecta; Hymenoptera; Cephidae
Product: protein croquemort
Exons: 4
Coding region: 35-661 (208 amino acids)
Cellular component (GO): membrane; cytoplasm
Molecular function (GO): scavenger receptor activity
Source: RefSeq, a predicted model, not a curated record